AUGCCACACGGGCAACAAUCUAGGCCACCAGAAGCAAAAGCAAAACUGGAUGACGCACAACCUGAAAAUAAAUCGAAAAUGGAACAACAACCAGACGAUGUGCGCCCAGAGGUGCAGGAUGUGUGGACUGUGAAGCAUGUUCCCGUAGAUGUUGGUAAGAUUAGCAGCACGAUUGCGGCAACCGCAACCGCAACGACGGAAGAGCAGGAGCGCGGUGAUUUAUCGCUUACUGCAGUCCUUGAAGACGCCACCCCUGUGGUUGAAGAUCCCGCCAAGGAUGACGGUCCAAUGGCGAACACAGCAGCUGUCGGUAGGGAAGUAGUGCAGUGGCAGAUCGCACAAGCACUUUUUUGGACGAUGAACAACGAAGAGCAAGACAAGCACGAGCCGCGGAUGCAUGAAGAGAGAGGCAGAGAUCAAUCUCCACAGGAGAUCCACAUCCACCAGACGCUCCGCGAAAACAUGGUGCACUUGGUCGGGCAUUCUGGUCUUCAUGAUCGCACAGCACUCGUGGUUAGUUUGGCGGACAAACUCAGAGGAGCUUCAUCUUGCAGCGCAACGACCAUCCGGACUGUUCCCAUCUCCCUGGCAACCUACGCAACCUGGGACAAGGCCUUGCCCUAUCUCUGCCACGCACUGAGAGAGAAGAUGACAGAAUUCGUCCAGGGCAACCGGAGCCGAAAGGCUUCAACAUCAGCCCUCGUUUUCCUGUGCUUGAAAGACGUCGACGCGCUGCUGCGUGCCGCAAAUGCCGCCGCAGCGUUCUUCCGGUUGCUGCGGACCGCUGCGGCCGCGGAUAUCGAUCUGAAGGUCGUCACAUUCCCGAACUCCCUCGCAGCGUGCAGAAAUUUUGCAACCUUCACUUCUAUCAUCCCACUGCCGCAAUUGAGCGCGAAAAAUGGGGUCGCGUUGUUGAAAAGACACGCGCCAGCUUUGGCAGCUUUCGCCAAGGAACGCGACGAGUUCCACAUGGUCGCUGAGGAGCCAGAUGAGAAUCGGGACAAUUUUUGUUCCAAUUAUCAGCCCUCGAAAUCCUCGAGAUCGUCAUCGAGAGGAAGUUGUUCAACAAGCGCGACACGACCAACAAAUCUUCCCCUAGUACAAAUUAAAGGACCUCUGGACCACGAGAGGUCCACGCACGGUAAAGGUGCUUGCGACCACGGUGCUUCUUGCCAACAAGCCUUUCGAGCAUCACGUUCUGCUUUACUACGUUGAAAAUUUCAAGAAUAAGAAAAUGAGCAAAGUUGGGUCUUUAGAGUCGUGAGGGCGGCCGGGAGGGGUUCCAAGUUCGACGAAACACGACGCCGGCGGCUCGACCGGCAGCGCAGAAGCAGCACGCGGCGCCCUUGGGCUCGGCCGGGUUGCCCGCGGGCGGGAGAUCAUUUCGCCAACCGUCGCCACGGGGCGCCACUUGUACUUGCAGAGGAACCGGCAGAGCCCCCGCAGCCCGAUAAAGGGGCUCUUCUUGACGCCGGCAAGCAGUUGGCCGGAGGAUGAAAGUGGGGCGCUUUACAGAUCCGCGACGUCUUUGCCAGAGUUGGCCAAAUACCGGGCCAUGUUUUCCGGCGCCUAAAAUAGUGCGCCCAAUUCGCGCGCCCAAUCCGGAUCCCUAGCAGGGCGGGACUCCCCUCCCCGACGGGCUGCAUUUUGGGCGUCCGGAAUUGGGGCGCCGCGUGGCUUCAAAAUCGAUUUCCGAAGUGGGCGAACUUCAAAAAGUGCGCUUUUUGAGCAAAAAAUGAACAGAUAAGUCCUCUGGGCGACCCCUUGCGUCAGGGGUCGCCGGAGGGGUCUGCUUUUUCAUUCUUGAAAAUUUUUCCAGUGGGAAGUGGGAAAAAACCCGUUUCCGGAAUGGCCCAAAUCUAGGGUUUCCGGAAGGGGUCGACCCUGUUCAUUCUUGAAAAUUUUUCCAGUGGGAACUGCAAAAUUUUGUGCGAAUCGCGGGCGAUAUGCAAAAAAGAGCACCUGCACCGAGUCCCCUGGCGAUGUCUUUCGCCGGGCAUUCCCGAAGAAGCUGGCUGUAGUAUUUCAGUACCUUCGGGCCGCUUCUCGCUUGCCUGUGGAGGCGUCGCCGCGCCUCACCUAUUCGGACCACGUAACGACCCGAGCCCAUUGGGCCCCGGUUAUGAAUGCCCCAGAAAGGGCCACAUCUAGCUAACUAGUUUGGUGCGUGAGGUUGGUAGCCCUCGGCCCGUCUUCGUUGGCCGGUUCCAUGCCAGGCCUCUCGUUUUUUUUAAUCAAGAAGUAGGCGUCCGCGAUAACACACGCAGUGUGUCGCGUCCUCUGCUUCUGAAAGUUUUGAAGCAGUAUGUCUCGUGACCUGCCACGCGUUAUCCAAAACAAAAACAAAAAACAGGGCGCCCGACGCAUUGCCGUUUUGAAUUCUAAACAUCGAAUUUUGCUCGUUUUCUUAUUCUUGAAAUUUUCAACGUAGUAUGCUUCUUGCCAACAAGCCGUGCGAGCAUCACGUUCUGCUUCUAGUCCAGCCAUCUUGCAAAGCUUGUACCUGCACAUGGGCGACUCUGCCACCAUGGCGGCAGCACGAGAUCCGCUUGCGGUGUUGGCUGCCAUGUGUGGAAACUAUCCAGUAUCACCUGAAAAUUUAGCAUCCCCACGCAAUUUACUUAUCACAGUGGACAUGAUGGAGAUGGACGAGAUGAAGAUUGUGGCGUUGUAUUAUCUUUUGUCAUGCAAAAAGUAGAUGGCGAUGGUAUAUUUUCAGAGAACAUCCAGCGGUCAUUCGGAAAGUAGGAACCGAUAUUCAGCAGCAAGCAGCGUCUGUGUUGGGCUUCGAAGAUGACAACAGCACGGACACUGUCACUUCACAUGAGUCACGCACACAUCAUGAUGAAAGUGACUACAACUACGCAACCGCUUCGAAAAGGACUUCAGUGAAGGACAUUCUUGAAGCGAUACUGUGCGAUCCCGUGGAGCGCAUAUUUGCAAAACACAUGCCCAAAGCUGUGUUGCUGAGUGUGGCGCGCAUUUUCAAGCAAGAGGGCACUGCUGCGGCUCGCGAAAGCCUAAGGCAAGAUAAGGCCCAGGUGAAGAAUCAAAUUGCAGUUGCAGUGUUGGAGUCCAUGGCAAUAUACUUUCCUGGCGGGUGCAGCAUCGACACUCUACGGGACAUGCUUUUUCAGGAAGUGGAAGCGUCAAGAGAAGACCACGAAGUACCAGUAUCAUCAAAAUCUUCGGAAGGAGAACCAAAAGUCGAUAGAAGUCAUGCCAUUACUCAACAUUCAUCUUGUGGCAACAUGCCAGUGGAACAAGUGGAGACGAGCAGCGAAAAGCCGCCGGCAGAUCGGGAAGUUUCGAUGAAAGCGGAAAAGUGCAAGCAUGAUCCGGGCCACCUGUUGGAGAAGUUGGUGCACUCUGUUGUUAAUCCCCUCGUAGGAGCUGGCUUGCUAGAGAUGAAGAAAGGAACAAGCAGCAUCAUCUGUAUCCCCCUACCUUCGUACGCAGCGUGCUGUGUCUACCGGUGCAGCAGCGAAGCAACCGACUUUAAGCAGAAGACUGUUCUUGGCACUCAUGAUGCGGAACUAGAUUUCAAGGUGAAGUCGAAAUGUCGUCCGCGUGCACAGGGCGUGCGGUUUUUGUCACAGAAAGUUCUUAUCCCAGCAUUGCGACUCGCAGAAACGACCUUUCAGCGGUGUGGGCUGCCUGCAGUCAACGCAUGGUCUCAACUACAGAGCGCGACGAACAGAAUGGCCGCGUUUUCUGCGGCGCUCGACCGGCGGAAUCUGGAGUGUUUGCUGAAGCUCCUGGAAUAUGCGUUGCAAAUAUGUCUGCGUCUGGGUCUGGAAACUUGUAAAUGCUAAUUUGUGCAUGGUGGGCGCACUGCGUUACGCAACGACACAUGACAAGUUUCUGAGCUCCUAUGUAUUUCGCUUUCCGCAUGACCAACUGCGUUUUUGCAUGACAGGUACGAGGCCCCCCCCCUACUUAACCCGCUGCUAAGCCGACAAGCUUCACCUUCGGCAACAACCCCGACAAUUUAGCUUGGCUAGCAGUAGGCACUAGUGGUGUUUGUUGAUCACGCGUACCGGCUCGGGGAGAGUCGGUAGGUGCCGCGGGGGUGGCUCAACGGCCAAUCGGGGUUUCGUCCAUGUACGCAUGGCGUACCGGUUCACCCACAGACGACACAGCGUGUGUCGUCGAAAACCGGAGUAAGAGGGGCCGUCGGACCGGGAAAUCGCUUGCUGGUUAAUAUGUAUGCGUGACAAGCUGGCUGCGUUUUGCAUUCGUGGCAGUCCAGGAAAGAGGAAGAACUAGUGAAGCGAUCGGAUCGACGAGGUGCGUCAGGGGGCGUCACUCAUUCAUUCAUUCACUCAUGUGCUUUCCUGCUCAUGCAUAACAGAUUCCGGAGUCAUGCGAGACAAGCGUGACAAACUUGCAUUCUUCCAGACCCAGACAUUUUUAGAUUUGAUAUGGAGACAGACGCGGAGCAGCUACUAGCGGUGAUUGAUGCGGGGGUCCACUUCCUCCUCUACGCACUUUGGCCCGCACUGCAGGAAGUGGUUGCGGAUAAUGUGGUUGCCAGGAUCGUGGACAUCAUUCAGCGACUGGACGACGAGGACGACAAGGGUGACCACCAGGUGGAGGCGGAAGGAGCCGCUCACGACCUCCCAAUGAGAGAUGGACCCGACCAGGAGCAGCAGUUGCAUGGAGGACAUCAGAACGCUUUUGCUUCAUCAUCUCGAUCAAGCAGAAUCCCUGCCGUGCUCUACGAGCGGCUGGAUGCCCCUUACUUUCGAAAGUAUCGCAGGCUCCUUCUUUUUUGCGCGAGAGCUUACUCCAAUGCUGGCCGGGCAGAUCUUUCCUGCAAAACUCUGCUGAUGGUCGCGUCGGGCCGGGCGCCUUUCGCUAGUGGCAUUCUCUCGCUUGACGUGACCGCCCCCUUCGAGCUCCCCGCCUUCAUCGCCAGGGCGGCGCGUGCGGUCGGGGCUUUUUUUGUGGAGGACUUUCUGCUAGCAAGGGAGAGCGUGAAGUGCAUGCAGCGCUGGAAGGAUGCAAAAGCGCUGCUCAACAACCUCCUUUCCGAGUCCGACAAAGCGGAGAAGGCAGCCAAGCAACAGAACCAGAAGAGCAGGCCUCGGACAAUCGCGGAUCUGCUCGAAGUACUGGCCAGAACGGAGAGAGCGCGGCUCGCUUGGAUGCCAGGUUCGGGGCUGGAGCAACCGGCACAUGCUGCCUGGGACUUGAACAUCGUGUGGAGCAUGUUCUUAAACAAAACAAAACCUCUGUCCGAAGCGACCAAGUCGUCCGCGUCGACGGCAGAAGCGGUGUUGUUACUCAUGGAUUGUUUGGAGCUGUGCUGCGUGUUUACCGCGAGUAGCCGGGCGUACCCCGUGAAAUAUCAGUACAGUGGUCUGCCUCGCGACACGAUGAAAGAGCUCCUUGCGCAAUCGCAAUCUUGUCUACAUUUGACAAGCGGGGCUGCGACAGCGGAAGAUCUUACGCCCCGGGACAUGCUCGUCGCGGAAUGGCGACAGCAAUUUACCAGGUUCACGAGCAAGUCGAAGAUGCCAGUAUUUUUCCGGCCUGCGUCGAGGUCGAGCAAUGUUGACCGAGAAGCCUCAUCUGCUCUUUCUGCUCCGGGGAGUAGAAUAAAGCAUGACGAACUACACGAACAAAUAGGAGGUCAAAACGGACGCGAAGGAGAAUUUGUCCUGCCCCGCGGAGUCGAUGUCAAAGUCAUACUCGAUGCCUCUGACUCUUGCCUUCGGCGAAUUGCUAUUGACGUCAAUUCGACCACGAUGACCUCGUUAGAAGAUCACGAGGAAGAUGGGGGUCCUGCCAGUCUCAGUCAGAGGAAGAACAACCUGAAUGUUAGUUCGCUUGGGCGAGUAGACGACAGUCCAGCCGACUUUGCGAACGAAUGGAUGAAUCGUGGCGGACCUCUACCGCUCGCGGUGCGGGGCUUGCAGCAGGUGAUGCGCACGCGAGAGCGCUUAGUCGGCCCACGCCAUCCGUCCACGGCGUAUGCCAAGCUGUUGCUUGGCCUUUGCUACGGGCUAUUAGCCGAUAUUGCUGUGACUGCGCAAAUCAAGGAACGAGAAAAAAUCGUCCGCCAGACCGCGCAAAACAAUGCAUCUUCGAUGACAAACGCUACUACUAGUAGGACACCAACAGCGAGUUCAUCUUGUCCUACGUCAUCUUCUUCUUCUUCUGCACAGGCAUCAUCUUUGAGCGCUGAUUUCUGCCUUAUGCUGCAGGCUCUGCAAAGAGCUUUCGAAGUACCGGAGUACCAGCUGAUCACCGAAGCGGUGGACCUGUUCGAGAAGGUCUUGCCCGAACACCAUCGGCACGUUUCGAGUGCGCAUAGCAACCUGGCCGGGGCGCUUCGCCGCCGCGGGAGGUUGGAGGAGGGACUCCGAGAGAUGCGUAAAGCUUCUCGGGGCGCGCCGGCCGCGGAGGAGGGGGACUGGAGCCGCUGGAGGAUGGUUUACAUCAACCGGAGCACCAUGAUUCACGAGCUGCAACGCAAAAAUGACCGAGCGCGAGCAAAACUCGCAAUGGAAAUAAAACGAGCGCCCAGGAGGUUCGACGGGGGACUAGCACUAGCGGACGUGUUGCGGAUGUCGUCGUCGUCGUGCGGCAACGAUCAAAACAGUAAACCUGCUCCUGUACUAGCUGAGAAGGAGGGCUCCGCUGCUCUUGCUGAACAUGAAAAAGCAAUGGAAUCUGCUAAGCUAGAGCUAGGAGAACUAGAGGCUGAAUCCGAAAAACUUGCCUCCGAGAGGCGAUUGGCGGAUCAGGGAAUGAAACGCUGUGCCCAGAUAUCAAAUGCAAAUAUCUCUGGGUCUGGAAGAGUGCACGAUUUGUCAUGCACAUUUUGCGCCAUGCCUCCUGAACCUGAUAUCUGUGAUGCAUGCCCUAGCAUCACAUAUUAUAUUUUUUGAGGGCAUCGGCAUCGGCAUCCUCAUCCUGAUGCCUAUACCGCAUGAGAAAUGCCCUUUUGACGCCGUUGCAAAGACUGGACCUCUUUUGCUGUUUACGCAAUACAGAUUUUUGUAGAAUCCAAAUGCAGCAUCACAAGUUGCAUCCUUCUAGACCCAGACAUAGUUGCAAUGCAUACCAGACAAUGGAAAGGAUCACUGGCAUGUGUUUUGGAGUUCCGCCGCACCAACCUCGGUGAAGAACGACCCGUGACUGCGUCCUGCUCGGAUUUAACUUUUUACGAUUUACUCAAACUCAAAGUCAGAAGCAGAACAUCAUUGACUUUUCUUGCAACGACUGCACAUAUCAGCAUGAUGAGAAGAUGAGAAAAAAGAAAAACCAUUUCUCCGCACACGGGGGCGGUCGCAAUCCCAAUGUGAAUCUAUCUGCUCUAAAUAAACCUUGUGAAGAUUCUUGCUGUCAUCUCGCUUGUCUCCGCUCAUGUAAAUGUGAUGUCACGCGUCCUCCUUCUCGUGGUCGUGGUUCAGCAUCGGGUUCAUGGGAGAACUUAACUUUACAGCAUUCUAGUGUUCCAUAUUCUAAUCACUAUCUUCGUUGGACAAUGCUGUUGCUGGUGCUGAAAGGGCACAUGAUAUUUAUCACGUCAGAGAUGCGAGCAGAAGUUAGUGCAAGACUCAUUUCUGCCAUGGAAGAACGCAUGAAGUUGUACUCAGCUGCAAUAAAAACAGAUUCCG
Molecule: messenger RNA, 7631 nt
Organism: Amoebophrya sp. A120
Lineage: Eukaryota; Dinophyceae; Syndiniales; Amoebophryaceae
Source: the annotation of a GenBank genome assembly